AUGUAUGCGAGGGUAAUAGCUGUGGAAAAUAUAAGUAAUGGUAAGGUCGGCAACGCACUCAUAACUCCCCUGCUUUUGCGGUCGUCCAUGGGCGGUGCUGAUUGCUUACCAUCAGUCUUAUAUGAAAACGUGUGCUAUGGCGGUAUGGCGGUUCGGUGGUAUGGCGGUUAUGCAAACGUUUUUCGCUUGGGCGGUGGCGAGGCGAUGGGCGGGCGGGGAUACUUCGCCGGAGUUGCCAGUUCUCAUGCACCCGCGGCCGGAGGUGCACGUCGCGUCGCUCUAGCCUGCCACCUCGACGUCGCCGACUCCGCCGAGCUCUAG
Messenger RNA from Spodoptera exigua (beet armyworm), 321 nucleotides. The record is from the annotation of a GenBank genome assembly. Lineage: Eukaryota; Metazoa; Arthropoda; Insecta; Lepidoptera; Noctuidae.